AUGAUUUUAGUCUCUUGUCAGCUCUUUUUCUGUUUGUUUUUCUUUUUCAUUCCUUUUCUCUCAUCUGGAGCUGAUACUUUGGUUGUGAAUCAAUCUCUUUCUGGAGAUCAAACACUUGUCUCUCGUGCUGGAAUUUUUGAAUUGGGYUUUUUUAAACCAGRURGUAACUUGGUGCUCUUAGAUGAGUCAAACACUCRAAUUUGGUCUACAGAUGUUAUGAUCUCUACUWCUUCAASUUCGGUGUCGGUACUUCUUCUUGAURAUGGCAAUUUAGUUUUGAGAAAUGGKWCAAGUUCAAGUCCACCAAUUUGGCAAAGUUUUGAUCAUCCAACCCAUACCWUCUUGCCUGGUAGUAAGAUUGGAUACGACAAGCGGACACAUAGARGGCAGGUUMUUACUUCAUGGAAAAGUAGGGARGAUCCUGCAGUGGGACUCUUYUCUUUWGAGAUUGACCCAAAUGUGUCGCAGUGGGUACUUAGRUGGAAUAAAUCUGUACAGUAUUGGACUAGUGGACCUUGGRAUGGUCRKAUCUUUAGCUUARUACCUGAAAUGAGGUUGAAUUAUAUCUAUAAUUUCAGCUACAUUAACAAYGAAAAUGAGAUUUACUUCACUUAUUCUUUAUAUGAUCCUUCARYUAUUUCUAGAUUUAUUCUAGAUGUCUCGGGGCAAMYUCAGCAGCWGRCAUKGUUGGAAAGUCAGCAGCAGUGGAAUUUGUUUUGGGCUCAACCUAGAUCACGGUGUGAGAUCUAYGCUGUAUGUGGGGCUUUUGCUACUUGCGACRGGAAUGUUAUUCCAUCUUGUACAUGCUUGACUGCUUUCAAACCUAGAUCAGAGAGUGACUGGAAUCUGAGUGAUUCCUCUGGUGGGUGUGUGAGAAAAACAAAGUUGGAUUGUACAGUUAAGGCAGAAAAGUUGGGGUUCAUAACAAGUUAUGUCYCGCCCAWAWUUMUUUCCUUAWUUCYCGAGAAUGGAAUKGUGCUAUYGGAUGAAUCAGUAUGCAGAAGGUCUUGCUUGGAUGACUGCAGUUGUGAUGCAUAUAGUUUUAUCAGUAAAAGAUGUCGGCWGUGGAAURGUGAAAACUURAGCAAUAUAUCACUUGYGUUUGUUUCCGWCGAUGCAAAWAGAAAUAAUGUUCCAUUAAGCAUCAAAGUUUCUUCUUCUGAUCUUGCUACCAAUCCUGCAAAAAUCAAUACCAAAGUGCUUGUAGCAGCAUUGGCAUUAGAUUCUACAAAAAAAGGGUUAAAAGACAAGUUCAUCCAUGUGACCAAGUCAGGAAGAAGAGACAAGAACCGAGGAAUUUUAGAACUUCAGUUUGGCGACAAUGAAGCACAUGUUAGAUAUCUG
Cynara cardunculus var. scolymus (artichoke) is the source of this 1344-nucleotide messenger RNA. RefSeq names its product G-type lectin S-receptor-like serine/threonine-protein kinase At2g19130. The transcript has 4 exons. The annotation marks the transcript as partial. Lineage: Eukaryota; Viridiplantae; Streptophyta; Magnoliopsida; Asterales; Asteraceae. The record is from RefSeq and is a predicted model, not a curated record. Gene Ontology annotation, biological process: recognition of pollen.